UUAAUAAUUUCUUGUUUUUGGUUUGCUUUUUGAAAAUAUCCAUGAUCGUAAACGCGCUGUACCAAAAUGGCACACGUGACAUAGCGUGAGCUAGACAUGCAUAUAUAACGAGCAGUGUUUAAGCAGUUGACGACUUGUUGUUUGGAUUUGACCACGAGUGAUAUUCUUGAAGAGUAAAUCAUUUUGAAGGAGCAGACAUGAGCAUCUUAGUCACAGCGCUAAGAUCAGGCAAUUUAGAAGUCGUGAAAGAGAAAUUCUCUCGACCCGGAAGUCAGGUAAACACGCCAAUUCAACAUGGACGCAGUCCUCUUCACAUUGCCGUACAAGCUCAAAAGCUGGACGUUAUAAAGUAUCUUGUAUCGAAAGGAGCGGAUGUCAACUUAGCUGACGAGGAUGAGUGUUCUCCAUUGUACUACGCAGUUAUGAAUGAGAACAGCAAUCUUGUGGAGUAUUUGCUGCAAAUGGGUGCAGAUCCCGAUGGAGAAGACCCAGAUGGGAAAAAAUUGAUGGACACUGCGAAAGACGAGAAGAUAAAAACCAUGUUGAAGAAUGCUUAAACUUUUGGAAAAGACGCAGCCAGGCUGAAGGGUUGAACAUAGUAUGAAAUAAAAGUACAUAAGCGAUGUUUGAGAAAUAACAAAGGAAUUGACCAUGUCUGAGUAGGCUGAAUAGUUCUGUUUGGUGCAUUUAUACCGUCUGCGAAUGGGAAAAUAAACGCUUUGAGUAAUGGCAACUUACCAUAACAUGACAUCAUUCAUAAAUUGCGCGCUGUAAAAGAAAUGGGACUACUUGUAAUGCUACGGCUGGUUUACUAGAAAAAGCUUGAACACCUUGUAAGCUAUUUUCCAGAUAGUUGCGACUUUUUUCUCUUUCAUCUUACUUGUCAGUGAUGUUGCAAACAAUGUUGAGCUCAGUCGAAAGAAGAAAAAUGGUAAAAAAAAACACUGUCACAUGUUUAGUAUAUUUAAAGAAACUGAGCUCUUCUAAAUAGGUAAAAUUAUGAUUAUUUCUUGAAUUUAACAUGUAGCAAAAUUUGUGUUGUUGUGUGCUGGAUUGAUCUUAUGUUCUGGGUUCACGAAAGGCUUGAUGUUGGCUCUGUAGCCGGAAAUAAUUGAUUAAAUUUCAAGUUAAGAUAGCAUAAAAGACACAGUUUCAAUCACGAUAUUGAUUUUACAUAUACACAUAAACCAGGAAUCAAGACGUCAUACUUUAAUUGGCUUGAAAUAAAACGGCGUAAUUUA
Molecule: messenger RNA, 1241 nt
Organism: Pocillopora damicornis (cauliflower coral)
Lineage: Eukaryota; Metazoa; Cnidaria; Anthozoa; Scleractinia; Pocilloporidae
Biological process (GO): protein K6-linked ubiquitination
Cellular component (GO): BRCA1-BARD1 complex; BRCA1-A complex
Molecular function (GO): ubiquitin-protein transferase activity; protein binding
Source: RefSeq, a predicted model, not a curated record